UGCUUGUACUUGUCGUAGCUGUGCCGCCUGCCUGGGAAGGACACUUUGCGGGUUGCCUGGACUGAAAGAGGCGGCUCUCACAUCCCACCCCUAGCUCUUACCUAAGCCUCGCCGAGAACUAGGACCAUGGGGUACAAGGUGACCCCGUCUCUGGUCUUUGCUGUGACCGUGGCUGCAAUCGGCUCUUUCCAGUUUGGCUACAACACUGGGGUCAUAAAUGCUCCCGAGAUGAUCAUAAAAGAUUUUAUCAACAGCACCUUGUCCGAGAAGUUAAAGGAUCCUCCCAGCACGGGGCUGCUCACGACGCUCUGGUCCUUGUCCGUAGCUAUCUUCUCCGUGGGCGGGAUGCUUGGCUCCUUCUCCGUUGGACUCUUUGUCAACCGCUUUGGCAGGCGCAACUCAAUGCUCAUGGUCAACCUCCUGAUCGUUGCUGGCGGCUGCCUCAUGGCUUUCUGCAAGGCGGCCAACUCCGUGGAGAUGCUGAUCCUGGGCCGCUUGAUCACUGGCAUCUUCUGUGGGCUCUGCACAGGGUUUGUGCCCAUGUACAUCGGAGAGGUGUCUCCCACCUCCUUGCGGGGUGCCUUUGGCACCCUCAACCAGCUGGGCAUCGUCAUUGGGAUUCUAGUGGCUCAGAUCUUUGGCUUGAAGUUCAUCUUGGGGACUGAAGAGCUCUGGCCUCUGCUGCUCGGCUUCACCAUUAUCCCAGCCAUCUUGCAAAGUCUGGCACUUCCUCUUUGCCCGGAAAGUCCUAGAUUCUUACUCAUUAACAGAAAGGAAGAGGAGCGUGCUAGGAAAAUCCUGCAGCGGCUGUGGGGCUCUGAGGACGUGUCCCAGGACAUCCAGGAGAUGAAGGACGAGAGCGUGCGGAUGAGCCAGGAGAAGAAGGUCACCGUGCUGGAGCUCUUCCGCUCCCGCAGCUACCGCCAGCCCAUCAUCAUCUCUGUCGUGCUGCAGCUCUCCCAGCAGCUCUCAGGGAUCAACGCUGUGUUCUAUUACUCAACGGGAAUCUUCAAGGACGCGGGCGUCAAGGAGCCCAUCUACUCCACCAUCGGUGCGGGCGUGGUCAACACCAUCUUCACUGUGGUGUCCGUGUUUCUGGUGGAAAGGGUGGGAAGGAGGAGCCUGCACAUGAUCGGCCUCGGCGGCAUGGCUGUGUGCUCCAUCACCAUGACGGUCUCACUGCUACUGAAGGACAAUUACAACUUCAUGAGCUACAUCUGCAUUGUGGCCAUCUUGGUCUACGUGGCCUUCUUUGAGAUCGGGCCGGGCCCCAUCCCCUGGUUCAUCGUGGCGGAGCUCUUCAGCCAGGGACCCCGCCCGGCAGCUAUGGCUGUCGCCAGCUGCUCUAACUGGACCUCCAACUUUUUGGUUGGACUGCUCUUCCCCACGGCUGCAGCCGCUUUAGGAGCCUACGUUUUUAUCAUCUUCGCCGUCUUCCUUAUUAUCUUCUGGCUGUUCACCUUCUUCAAAGUCCCAGAGACCCGAGGCAGGACUUUUGAGGACAUCUCACGGGCCUUUGAAGGGCGAGAUCAGGACGCCGCAGGAUCCGGGAAGAGCCCAGCCAUGGAGCUGAACAGCCUGCAGCCUGGGAAGCAGCAGGCCACAGGCGUGUAGGCCACCUCCACCAGGACUGCGGACAGCGACCCUCUGAGGCCGCCUUCAGCCCACAAACCUAGGACUGUUACAGUGCUGCUGCCCGUGCCUGUCUCCCCCUCAGCAAGCCCUGGCUUACAGGCCAGUGCCCGGGCUUCUCAAAGCGUAUCACUUGUUGGACCUUCUCCCGUGGCACCAGCCAGGUGACCUCCUCUCACUGGGCCACACACCCCUCUUCUGCCGUGAGGGCCAGCUCUGCUCGGGUGCAAGGGAGAGCUGUGGAUUCCACACCUCAGUUCUCAGGCACUUGGGUUGUAUUUAUUUUAUCUCCUGGUUUUACUGCAUAAAUAUUUAUUUUUUUAAGUAAAUUUUACCAAACAGUGAAGACAUAAGGAAAUGGAGGUGAGAGGCCUUUAAAGAAAGGCUAUAGAUAAAGCAGGUUUGAUACCAGAGCAAGCAAGGUGUGAGAAGGAAAGACUCAGGGAGAAGGGGGGUGCAAUGUGGUCCCCAGGAGGGCACCUGCUCCCCACAGUGUCUGCAUCUCUCACAGGAGACUUCGUUACACUUCAUUUCAGGAAAGUCAUGUGCCUGCAGAGAAAAACUACUGGUUACCUUUGGAAGUUUGCUUUAAAAUUAUAGUUUAUAUACAUAUAUAUAGUAUUACUUGAAAUCCGGGGCUGUUACUAAGAUGGGCAUUGUCAUUACAUGCAGUAGAUGGAUUUUUAUUUCAAGAGUCCAGACAAGAGAGGUUGUUUGUAGAAAGCCACCUCCCUACCCUCCCUGGACCAAGCCAAUUCUCAUUUGUCCUGUAGACCCCACACCCCCACCCUCACCUCUACCCCCACCCUGCUCUCCAGUGAGGGCAAAAAAUACUGCUCACUAGAGCUUCAUUGUUUCUCCACUUUGUUACAAUAUUUUGUUGAUUUUUGACUUUAACUUAUAGCUUUAAAGGAAUUCCGAGGAGAACCCUCAUGGGUAAUUUGGAAUUUGAGACCUCAGCUCUGGGAAAAGAUUUUUCAUGAACGAUUGCUGUGUUUUAGUGUGCUGUGUAUGGUCAGGGCUUGCCGGUCCACGUCUGUUACCAUACCAGGUCACUCUUGUACCAUGUUACUGUGACACCCACUAGGUGCCCUCAGGGACC
Messenger RNA from Octodon degus (degu), 2734 nucleotides. RefSeq names its product solute carrier family 2, facilitated glucose transporter member 3-like. Gene Ontology annotation, biological process: D-glucose transmembrane transport. The record is from RefSeq and is a predicted model, not a curated record. The transcript has a single exon. NCBI's taxonomy places the organism in Eukaryota, Metazoa, Chordata, Mammalia, Rodentia, Octodontidae. Gene Ontology annotation, cellular component: membrane. The coding region runs from base 127 to 1614 and encodes 495 amino acids.